Quercus lobata is the source of this 1560-nucleotide messenger RNA. Its product is annotated as probably inactive leucine-rich repeat receptor-like protein kinase At5g48380. Gene Ontology annotation, biological process: protein phosphorylation. The transcript has 3 exons. The record is from RefSeq and is a predicted model, not a curated record. NCBI's taxonomy places the organism in Eukaryota, Viridiplantae, Streptophyta, Magnoliopsida, Fagales, Fagaceae. Gene Ontology annotation, molecular function: protein binding; ATP binding; protein kinase activity. Bases 1 to 1560 code for a protein of 519 amino acids.
AUGGUUCUUAAUGCAAGAGCUCUGGUUUUGCUCCACAUUCUUGUUUGGUCAUUGCCAGAUACAUUUAGCCUGAGUUCUGGUACCCUGAGCGAUAUCUCUUGCUUGAAAUCUAUUAGAGAUUCCUUGGAAGACUCUCUCAAUCGCAUAUCCACUUCUUGGACCUUCAACAACCCCACAGAACGUUCUAUCUGUGGAUAUGUUGGGGUCAGUUGUUGGUACAUAUUUGAGAAUAGGGUUCGAGGUGUACAACUGGCCAACAUGGGGCUUAAGGGCAAGUUCCCUAGGGGCCUUGUGGACUGCAGCGUACUUAUAAUCUUAGACCUUUCAGGCAAUGAAAUUUCAGGAUCAAUCCCACGUGAUAUCAGUGAAAUACUGCCGGCUGUAGAAGUGCUCAAACUCUCAAAUAAUAACUUGUCUGGAGAAAUCCCAUCGAGUAUGGGUAAUUGCUCUAAUCUGGAGGUUCUUAUACUCGACAACAACAGGCUAAUGGGUCAAAUACCUCAACAACUCAACCAGCUCAUCCGUCUAGAAGUCUUUAGUGUUGUUAAUAAUUUGUUGUCAGGGCUAGUGCCAGACUUUGUCAACAUCACUACAAUCAAGCCCAAGCUAUCUUUUUUCACCUACCAUUUUAAUCUUUGUGUGGGAUCAAACAAGAGGAAUAAGAUAAUGCCAACAAAUACUACAGAAUUGACAGCGACCAGGAAGAACAUCGGUAAAGAAGUUGAUCAAGUUACCCAAUUGCCAACCAAGGGCAUUGGGAAAGAAGAAUUCAUGAAGAGGCUAUAUGAGUCUCAAUCUUUUGAGAAACAAUUCAAAUCUGAGCUAUCAGCUCUUGCUAGAUUGAGACACAAUAACAUAAUUUCCCUCUUGGGUUACUGUAGAGAAAGGAAGGAAAUGCUUCUAGUAUACCAAUAUAUAUCGAAUGGUAACCUUUAUGACUGGCUACAUCCUGGGGAAGACAAGAUUAAGAUCUUGGACUGGCCUUCAAGGAUUAAAAUUUCUGUUGGGAUAGCAAGAGGCCUAGCAUGCCUUCACCGUAAUUGUCAUUUCUCAGUAGUCCAUCUCAGCUUGAGUUUGAAUGCUAUCUUACUUGAUCAGAAUUUUGAGGCCAAGAUAUCAAAUUUUGGAGAGGCAAUAAUAUUGAAACCUGGAGGGCUAAUGUUUGUGAACUCAAGUGAUAAUGACAUGAGCAUUAGAGUUUUUGAUGGCAGUGGGGUUAGGGAGUUGGAUUAUUUCAAAAAGGAUGUCUAUGAUUUUGGUAUUUUGCUUCUUGAGCUAAUUACAGGAAAGGCACCCAUUCAAAUAAAUAAUUAUUCAAACUGUUUGGAUGAGAGUUACGUUGAUUGGAUUACUUGUCUUUUGACUUGCCCUUGUUUAAUGUGCAAUUUCAUUGAUAAAUCUCUUAUUGGGUUAGGUUUUGAUAAUGAAAUCUUUCAAUUGCUCAAAAUUGCCGGUGCUUGCAUUAAGCCCUUAUCUUGUCAAAGGCCCACAACCCUUGAUUUGUACCAUGCGAUAAGCAUCCUUGGAGAGAAUUAUGGCUGCAUAACUAAUGAUACUUAG